Molecule: messenger RNA, 522 nt
Organism: Papaver somniferum (opium poppy)
Lineage: Eukaryota; Viridiplantae; Streptophyta; Magnoliopsida; Ranunculales; Papaveraceae
Exons: 1
Coding region: 1-522 (173 amino acids)
Source: RefSeq, a predicted model, not a curated record
AUGGAUGGUGUUAAGCCAGUAUGCACACCAUUGGGUUCAAACGUGAAGAUUCAGAAAGGGGGCACUGAGAGAUUCAAGGAUCCAACUUUUUAUCGCAGUGUGGUAGGUGCACUGCAGUACUUGCAUUUAACCAGACUAGACAUCUCCGUGGCAGUAAAUAAAGUGUGUCAAUAUAUGCAUGAUCCGUUUGUUGAGCAUUGGGAACUUUUCAAAAGAAUACUUCGAUACCUAAAGGGAACUGCGGAUUAUGGUUUAUAUCUGAAUUCAGCAAAAGGCUUCUCCCUUCAUGCAUACUCUGAUGCAGAUUGGGACGGAAGCUUAGAUGAUCGACGAUCUACUAGUGGCUACUGUAUUUAUUUCGGUGGCAACUUUAUAUCUUGGAGUGCACGCAAACAAAAAACAACAUCCAAGUCUAGUACGGAGGCGGAAUAUCGAGGAGUUGCUAUUGCAACAUCAGACCUCAUAUGGAUUCAGUCUCUGUUAAUGGAGUUAGGUGUUCUUUCUACUACUCCAAUUCUAUGA